AUCUGAUCCUGAAGGAGAACUGAACACAAGACACACAGCAAUGGCUCCUACAAUCACUGGAUCAAUCAGCAGCAGAGAAACUCUACUGACAAACAAGCUGAGAAAGCCCAUGGUGGAGAAGAUCCGCCGAGAGCGAAUCAACAGCAGCAUCGAGAAGCUCAAGACUCUUCUGGCUCAAGAGUUCGUCAAGCAGCAGCCCGACUCCAGACAGGAGAAAGCUGAUAUCCUGGAGAUGACGCUUGAGUUCUUGAGACGCUCUCAGAAAAGCAGUGCGGCUGGUGACGGACGCUCCAGAUGUGUGCAGGAGGCCGUCAGCUUUCUGUCUCGGUGCCCAGUGCAGACGCAGAGCCACACAAGACUGAUGAAGCUCUUCCUGCACAUGCAGACUCCUGCAGACCAGCACACACAUGUGGACAAUCCUCAGACCACCAAAACGCACGCAAACAGCACCGCCAAACAACACACCCCAGCCCGCAGUCACAUCUGGAGACCCUGGUAGAGCCCAGAGGGCCCACCGUACCAUUGAGCAGACACGAGUCGUGAUGCCAGUCUGAGAUUGGCAUGGACUGAUGUUCAGAACGUAGGAAUUGAUUUCCACCUCUGCAGCUUCUGCAGGACAUUUAAUCUGCUUUCAGAGAAAGAGAGUUUAGUGAAACUGUGUGAGCAGUCAUAUUUGAUCACAAUGCACACGAUCAUUUGCUGUGUAAAAUGAUUAUUACAGUGCAUUUGUGAACAUUAACA
This is a messenger RNA of Danio aesculapii, 741 nucleotides long. RefSeq names its product transcription factor HES-5-like. Gene Ontology annotation, cellular component: nucleus. Gene Ontology annotation, biological process: regulation of transcription by RNA polymerase II; regulation of neurogenesis; anterior/posterior pattern specification. Bases 41 to 499 code for a protein of 152 amino acids. The record is from RefSeq and is a predicted model, not a curated record. The transcript is spliced from 2 exons. Gene Ontology annotation, molecular function: DNA-binding transcription factor activity, RNA polymerase II-specific; protein dimerization activity; RNA polymerase II cis-regulatory region sequence-specific DNA binding. NCBI's taxonomy places the organism in Eukaryota, Metazoa, Chordata, Actinopteri, Cypriniformes, Danionidae.